AUGGGUCGAUUGAAACCUACUUAUCAAGAAUUCGAGGCCUUACGGACGACGGCUAUAACGACAAAAUUCCGAGACGACGAGGACGAAGAUAUAGAUCUAGACGAUCUAUUUAACGCUAUAAUUGAUGAAUCAAGACGAUUAAAGGUCAACGAACCUCGAGAACUAGUAGGAAUCGCUACUACUACUAGUACGAAGAAAGAAAGCACUAUUACGUGCUAUAACUGUGGAAAGAAAGGCCAUAUCGCUAGGAAAUGUCGACUACCUCAAAAGCCUAAAGAUGAGGAUGAAAAAGAAGCGGCUCUAAACGCUAUAGAGACCGCUAUAAAGCUAUAA
Messenger RNA from Cladophialophora immunda, 333 nucleotides. RefSeq lists its product as uncharacterized. The transcript is spliced from 2 exons. The record is from RefSeq and is a predicted model, not a curated record. Bases 1 to 333 code for a protein of 110 amino acids. Gene Ontology annotation, molecular function: zinc ion binding; nucleic acid binding. NCBI's taxonomy places the organism in Eukaryota, Fungi, Ascomycota, Eurotiomycetes, Chaetothyriales, Herpotrichiellaceae.